This is a messenger RNA of Vicia faba (fava bean), 2859 nucleotides long. The record is from the annotation of a GenBank genome assembly. Lineage: Eukaryota; Viridiplantae; Streptophyta; Magnoliopsida; Fabales; Fabaceae.
AUGGCGACGCCGGAAUCAAACCUCGAUCCAAACCCCUUCCUCCAAGAACAAUCAUGGCACCUCCUAUCAAUCCUCCUCCAGAUCGGUCACCCAGUCGAUGCAGACUAUUUAUCUUCCCGUUGCCGCUUCUUCAAUGCUUCUUCCGAUUUCGUCCGUUACGUAGCAUCUCUCCCUGAUUCACCUCUCGCCGUUAACAGUAACGGUCUCCUUACUCCAUCCAUUAAAGCUGUUUUCGCCAUCGCCAGGUUUUUCUCGUUUCAAGUCCUUAAUUCAGCUCCGUCUUACUCGCGAAAACGUAAAUCGGUUUUAUCACUCCCCGAAGAUGGAAGAGAUCCGAAACGACUUGCAAUUGGCGACAAAGUUCCGGAAAUUUUCAUCAAGAGUUUUGUUGAUACUUCUGCAGAGGCUAUGAUGAGAAGAAGCUUCUGUACAAUGAAAUUUGAGUAUCGGGUUAUGCAUGAUGGGAAUUAUAUGAUUCCUAUAUGUAUUGAUACAGUUGGGGAGUGUUUGGGUUGGUCAGAACCAAAUUUUGAAUACAAGGAAGCAGAUAAUAAUGCCACAACGAACACAGCCCAAGGAGUGAUUUCUGACUCUCUGAUCAAAACCAGUGAGUGUUUUUUCGUCAGUGAUAGUGGUUUGAAGAAGCUUGAGGAUUUAGAUAGACUCCCGGAGCAUAAUCCUGUUGCGAUUCUUGCUCUACCGCCUAGUGUCCAUGAUCAAUCACUCUGUAAUGAGGGCAUUGUCGUCGGUACUGAGUCAGGGAAGAAAGUGGAUUGCUUUGACACAUUUGGGAAUGAGUAUCCUGAACUAAACAUAACCCAUUACGUGGACGAUGUUGAUGUUUGUAGAAAUAAUACUGGCAAAGAUCCACAAAGUGAUUCUAAUGAAAAAAAUAAAGAAUAUGAAAAAGGUUUAAAGGAAGAAGUGAUUAAUUAUGACAAAGAUAGAGGAAAGGAAGAUGUUGCUCAGAGUUGUAAACCUGUUUGUGAAGAACAACCAACCAAAGUUUUGGAAUUUAAAAAGGGUACACUUGUAAAAGAUUUGGAUAAAAACAAGAGAGUGAGAAACAUGGUGACCCGCUCCACCAAUAAAGCUGCACAUGCAAAUCCAAAGCCAGUUUCGAAAACUUCUCGCAUAUCUAAGGGAGGACUGAAAUAUGAUCCACACUCAAUGACUCAAAUUCUUGUAGAGUCACUAGCCUGUCACAAACUCGAGGAUGCUCCAAAAGUAAUUGAUCAAUGUAAAGAUGAUCAGAACACUGUAGCAAAAAACAAACUAAAACAAAAUCGUAAAGAAAACUUGGCAGAAGAUAACUCCAUGGCUUCUAAGGUGGAGAAAAAAACAUUUCCAUCUUUUGAAUCUUUUAAAAUAGAGGAAGAAGAAGGUUCAGGUGGUUAUGGCAUUGUUUACCGUGCUCAAAGAACUUUUGAUGGAAAAAGACUUGCUAUAAAAUGCCCUCAUAGUAAUGCUCAUAAAAAUCAUGUAAAUAAUGAGCGGAAUAUGCUUGAGCGUUUUGGGGGUAAAAACUUUAUUAUAAAGUUUGAAGGUUCUUUCAAAAGUGGCAACAAUGACUGCUUUGUUUUAGAACAUGUUGAGCAUGAGAGACCUGAGGUUUUGAAAAGAGAAAUUGAUAUCAAUGAGCUUCAGUGGUACGCGUAUUGCAUGUUCAAGGCACUUGCGUGCUUGCACAGAGAGGGAGUUGUCCAUAGAGAUGUCAAACCUGGAAACUUCCUUUUCUCUCGAAAGCUAAAGAAAGGCUAUCUUAUUGACUUCAACCUUGCCAUGGAUUUAAAGCAGAAGUACAACUUUGGAAGUAAAUCAAAACCAAGUCUUGGUGCAUCCAAUAAUAUUCCCCUCCCUUCUGGUCCUUCCCAUGUGGUCCAAGACAAGAAUCUUGGAGGAAUCAAGUCUCUAACAUCCAAUAGAAGGGAGUUGGCAGAUCACAAGAAAUAUUCUGACAUUAAUAGGCACUUGAAGCCCAAGGCUAAUGCUAGUCAACUGAAAAAUUGUCCGGAUAAGGCUGUUGCGAGUUUACGAAGAGCACAAGGAGCAGAUGGCUCAGGUAUAACCUCUGCCAAAGAUGUUACUAGCACUAAGACAGCUUCUGCCGAUAGGCUUCGAGAACCCUUACCUUUCCGAGGAAGAAAGGAGCUUAUCAGCCUUGUGCAGAAUUCUAUGCAAUGUGCAACUGGUAGUUCAAUGAAGAGUCCUUCUUCUCAGAGGAAAAGGGUUACUGCUCCUUCCGGCAAGGUAGAUGGCAGGACACUUUAUCUUACGCCGAUGCCUAUACAUUCAUCUACUGUUGCUUUGGGGUUAUUAAGAAGCAAAGGGGAUGGAAAACAUAAAAGAGAGGGUCCAUGUGUUGGAACUAAGGGAUUCCGUGCCCCAGAGGUUUUGUUCAGGUCUCAGUUUCAGGGAACAAAGGUUGAUAUUUGGUCGGCUGGAGUCACUCUACUAUACCUGCUGAUCGGGAAAACUUCUUUCCCUGGCGAACCAGAACAGAGUUUAAAAGAAAUUGCCAAAUUGCGGGGCAGUGAAGAGCUUUGGGAAGUGGCCAAGCUGCAUGACCGCGAAGCAUCAUUUCCACUGGAGUUAUUUGAUGACCAAUACUUGCAAUCAUAUGACAUAGAAAGUUGGUGCAAGACUCACACAAAGAGACCCGAGUUUGUUGAUCAAGUUCCAAAAUCACUGUUUGAUUUAAUAGACAAGUGCCUAACAGUAAACCCAAGGAGUAGGAUUAGCGUUGAAGAAGUUUUAAGGCAUGAGUAUUUUGCCCAAUGUAAUGAUAUCAUGAGAAAGACAAGGAUCCUUCGGCGAGGUCUCGGCUUAGAAACUUCAACUUCCAGAGCAGCAGUCUGA